UAGAACCAAGGUGAAAAAUGGCAGCAGCAAUGUCAGUGGCACGUCGUAGAUGGCCCAGUGUUCUGCGAUUUUAAAAUGAAUUCAACUUGCGUAGUGUGUGGAUCGCAGGAGAAUUUGCUUCGGUGCGCCCGCUGCAAAAAGACAUUUUAUUGUUCGAGAACGCAUCAAAAGCAAGAUUGGAAACGACACAAACCAACUUGUAACACAGCCGACGAUCAAAACGUUCAAACUUUAAACGUUGAAAAGGAGACAAACGGAACGUUGCCGGUUGUAGGAAGCUCCGAGGACGAAAUAUUAAGUUCCUGUGCCCAAAGUUUAUCACCGAACCUAUACAAAUCGAAAGUCAACGACGAAAACAUGCCCGCCAGCAAGGAAAACCUUCGUUUCGAUCCUUCUUUUCAUUGUACUACGUUAAAUAAAUCCCGCGGGCCGGAUACAGACAUUGACUUGAUGAGUCUCAACGUAUUAAGAGAUAUGAAUGAUUACGGUGUCUGUGUGGUUGAUAAUUUUCUUGGUGAGGAAAAAGGAAGAUUAGUUUUAAAAGAAGUGCUAAACAUGUACUCGAGUGGUGUGUUCAAAGAUGGACAGUUGGUAUCGAAUAGGGGCAGAACGGAUUUGAAAACGAUACGAGGGGAUAAAAUAGCUUGGGUGGAUGGCAAAGAAUCGUUUUGUAAUUAUAUUGGAAGUCUUAUAAGUCAAGUAGAUGCCGUUAUAAUAAGAGCAAAUAAAAUGGAGAAUAAUGGCAAAAUGGGACAGUAUAAUAUUAAUGGUAGGACAAAGGUGAGAAAUAUUUGUUUCAUUCAUACUCCCCUUAAUUAUUUUUCUAUAGAUUCAUACUAUCACUACAUUUUAAGUACAAAUUGGUUAUCAAUAUUGAUUGCUGAUUUAUAUUAUUUAAUGAAUUGA
Messenger RNA from Onthophagus taurus, 906 nucleotides. The record is from RefSeq and is a predicted model, not a curated record. Lineage: Eukaryota; Metazoa; Arthropoda; Insecta; Coleoptera; Scarabaeidae.